Arachis ipaensis is the source of this 1508-nucleotide messenger RNA. Lineage: Eukaryota; Viridiplantae; Streptophyta; Magnoliopsida; Fabales; Fabaceae. The record is from RefSeq and is a predicted model, not a curated record.
CCGUGAUUGGAAGCUCCCUUGCCGUCGUUUGGAAGCUCCCUUGCCGUCGUUUGGAAGCUCGUUGGCCGUCUCCUCUGUUCGAGCUCUCUCUCUCUGUGUCGCCGUUGUGUUUCUGCCACUGCCCUUCCUCCUCGCAGCCGUACCCAGACCCAAGUUCCAACCUUAGGCUGCUGCACUUCUGUGACUUCAUCUUCUCCCCUUUUCCUUUGCCAACUUCGCUGCUCCGUUCAACUCCUGCACCGUCGCCGUGCUGCAUUGCUACUCCGCGUCUCUGCUCUUCUCUUCGCCGGCAUCUCUCACCUCUCCGGCCAUUUCUCCCCUAUCCCUGUUCACAUGGUUACACCAUUGAACCUUUGAACCAGUCACUUGACCAGUUCACUGACCGAUUUGGUUCUUGCAACCUUGGGCAGAACCAUAUUGAUAUGCUGUGUGUGUAAAUUGCUAGGCAACAAAGUAGCAAUGACUUCUUGUUACUUCAGCCCUCUGCAUACUACUUGUCAUCUCACUUCUACAGGCUUAUCUACAAAGUUCAAGAUUCCGAAGCUUCACAUGCAGAAAAAGAGGUGUCAAGUCUCUUCAAGAUCUUUGAAAGUGACUGCAUUUUAUGGCUUGAGGACCCCUCCUUAUGAACAUGAUGCACUAGAGCCGUAUAUGAGUAAGAUGACAAUUGACAUGCAUUGGGGAGAACAUCAUCAUAAUUUUAUAGAAGGUUUGAACAAACAGCUGGAGAAGGAUGAUAUACUAUACGGGUACACCUUGGAUGAACUAGUCAAAGUGACGUACAACAAUGGCAAUCCCUUACCUGAAUUCAACAAUGCUGCUGAGGUUUGGAAUCAUAACUUCUUCUGGGAGUGUAUGCGACCAGAUGGGGGUGAUAUGCCUGAGCUAGGUCUUCUUCAACAGAUUGAAAAAGAUUUCGGAUCAUUUACAAACUUUAGAGACAAGUUUGUAGAAGCUUCCCUCACACUAUUCGGUUCUGGCUGGGUUUGGCUAGUUUUGAAGCGAGAAGAAAGGCGACUAGCCAUAGUGAAAACUGCAAAUGCCAUUUGUCCAAUUGUGUGGGAUCACAUACCAAUUAUCAACUUGGAUUUGUGGGAGCAUGCUUAUUAUCUGGAUUAUAAGAAUGACAGGGCAAGGUAUGUGAAUGUAUUUCUUGACCACCUUGUAUCUUGGGAUGCUGCAUCAAUGCACUUGACACGGGCAGAGGCUUUUGUGAAUUUAGGGGAGCCUAAAAUCCCUGUUGCAUGAACUGCUGAAAUGGUAUAUGUGAUCCUCACUGCAAGGGAUUCACCGUGUUGAUGAUCGCCCCGUGUGUUUUUUCCCAGUUGUCGAUUUUUGCAAUUUUAAGUCUACGAUUAAUGACAACUUGACAUAUCGGGGUAUAUGUGACUUAGAACAGUAUAAAAGGGUUUAGGCUACCAUUCUAUUUGUAUGCAUGUAAUAUCUUCUACAUAUAUAUAUAAAAGAGUAAAUACUUAACCUAGUCGCUGGCCAUCUUUUUUCUUAAA